AGAAGAGCACAAGUUAGAAGAUUCUUCUUCCCAGGAAAAAAAGUAAUAAAUAAAGCUCACCUAGAAAUUCCGACGACUACCCAAAAUUCCUUGUUUGUAACCCCUCGAAUUCCUCGAAAUUAUUGUCUAAACCCCAAAAUCCUGUUUUUACUUCCCGGUUUCUUUGAGUUCCCGGAAGCGACAGUAUCGAGGGUGAAGAAUGUUGUGUAGAAUGGUAUCGCUGGCGAAGAAGAAAAGGAAAGGAACAGUGCCAGUUUAUCUCAAUGUUUACGAUCUGACGCCGAUUAAUGGCUACGCGUACUGGCUCGGCCUUGGGGUCUACCAUUCCGGCGUGCAAGUUCACGAUGUUGAAUACGCAUUUGGAGCACACGAUCAUGGAACUUCAGGGGUUUUUGAAGUGGAACCAAAGCGUUGUCCUGGUUUCACAUUCAGGAAAUCGAUAUUGAUAGGAAGAACUGAUCUAGGUCCCAAGGAGGUCCGUGCCUUUAUGGAGAAAUUAGCUGAAGGGUACUGUGGAAACACUUACCAUCUUAUCACGAAAAACUGCAACCAUUUCUGCAAUGACGUGUGUACCAGAUUGACAGGAAAACCCAUUCCUAGGUGGGUCAACAGACUCGCCCGACUUGGUUCUUUCUGCAAUUGUGUCCUUCCGGCAGGUGUCAGUGAAGCAAAAGUUCGGCAAGUUAAAUCGGGAGAUAGGGUUUAUGAAGGAGAGAAGAAGAAAUUCCGGAGCCAUUCAAGUAGGUUUGCAUCUUCUGCUAAUCCUCCACCUCCUUCAAUAAGAAGUGCCAGACAGAGCCAUUAUAUCCCUCCAUCUUCCUCUUUGAUUCAUUCGUCUUCAAUUUCAACCUUGACUUUAAAGCUUUAAUGGCAUUCUGAUCUUGAUACUUACUAGGGUUCUCUAGAGUCAAGCAAAAAAGAUAGGGAAAAUAGCAAAUUACUGUCUCUCAGAUUAAUUUCACUGAUCUUGUCUUAUGGUUAGGAAAAAUAUCGCUGCUUGGGAACGUUGCAGCGUUUCUGCUCUGUAAAAUUCUCUAUUUUUACUUCAAUGGAAAUAUGCCUUUACAA
Messenger RNA from Juglans regia (Persian walnut), 1068 nucleotides. Its product is annotated as deSI-like protein At4g17486. The record is from RefSeq and is a predicted model, not a curated record. The transcript is spliced from 3 exons. Gene Ontology annotation, biological process: protein deubiquitination. Gene Ontology annotation, molecular function: deubiquitinase activity. Bases 200 to 868 code for a protein of 222 amino acids. Lineage: Eukaryota; Viridiplantae; Streptophyta; Magnoliopsida; Fagales; Juglandaceae.